AUGGAAACGCCCGUUCUCAGUGUGAUUAUCAUUCGUAUUGGCCUUCCUUCACCCCGAAAGCUUCUCGUAUUAAGCGCCGAUAUUGGUGAUCUACAAAUAGCAACCAUCGAUCUGGGUGAAAUAUCCUCUAUGAGGCCACGAUCUCAUCAAUUGGAGUCGAUCUUUGCUUUCUCAGUGGAGGAGUCAUAG
Fusarium odoratissimum NRRL 54006 is the source of this 189-nucleotide messenger RNA. RefSeq lists its product as uncharacterized. The transcript has a single exon. NCBI's taxonomy places the organism in Eukaryota, Fungi, Ascomycota, Sordariomycetes, Hypocreales, Nectriaceae. The record is from RefSeq and is a predicted model, not a curated record. Bases 1 to 189 code for a protein of 62 amino acids.